Molecule: messenger RNA, 849 nt
Organism: Nelumbo nucifera (sacred lotus)
Lineage: Eukaryota; Viridiplantae; Streptophyta; Magnoliopsida; Proteales; Nelumbonaceae
Source: RefSeq, a predicted model, not a curated record
AUGGCGGAUGAAAUAGAAAUCACAAAGUUGGAAGAAGGUUCAUAUAGUCCUUCAGUCGGCGGCCACAAGAUCCCUGAGUUUUGCGCAUCAGGGGCUGUCGUAAGCCUCAUACAAAAGGUGAUAGCAGAAGUUAUUGGGACUUAUUUUCUUAUAUUCGCCGGCUGCGGGGCUGUGGCCAUCAAUAAGAUAUAUGGGUCUAUCUCAUUUCCAGGGAUGUGUGUGGCAUGGGGUUUGAUAGUUAUGGUGAUGAUUUACGCCGUCGGACAUAUCUCCGGCGGCCAUUUCAACCCAGCAGUCACCAUCACUUUCGCCAUCUUUCGAGGCUUCCCUUGGGCACAGGUGCCCAUUUACGUUAUGGCUCAGGUAGUAGGAUCAACAUUUGGAAGUGCCACAUUGUAUCUGCUGUUUCCCGUAAAACCUAAGGAUUAUUUCGGAACUCUUCCUGUAGGAUCUGACAUCCAAUCUCUGGUCCUUGAGAUUAUCAUUAGCUACCUCUUGAUGUUUGUCAUCUCAGGUGUUGCGACUGAUGACAGAGCGAUUGGAGAACUUGCAGGGAUAGCAAUCGGAAUGACAAUACUAUUAAAUGUCGUUAUUGCUGGGCCGGUAUCUGGAGCAUCAAUGAACCCUGCUAGGAGUCUUGGACCUGCCAUUGUUAUGCACCAAUAUAAGUCUAUCUGGGUUUACAUAGUGGGGCCAAUUGUUGGCACUAUUGCUGGAGCUUUUUCCUAUAAUUUAAUAAGGUUCACAGACAAACCUCUGCACGAGCUAACCAGAACUGGAUCAUUGCUCAGGAGUAUCUCCCCUCCCCAUCAAGGCUCAAUUUGGGAAAAGUGCAAAUGUAGGGUUUAG